AAUGUGUGUAUGAAUGGACAUAACUGAUGAGUUGUGCAUUGUUAUCAUAAAAUGUUGUUCCACUUCCUAAGUUAAUGUAGUCUGUAUUAGGAUUGAGUAAUGGAGAAAAAACAGUGUUUCACUUUAUACUACAUGCAAUGGGUCAAAGAGAUGAGAAGCUCCGACCAUAACCAUAGUUGGUCUAAAGGAAUUUCUAAUUCAAAGGAAAAGGAAUGAAAAAGAAGGAUCCACCACAAAUGCGGAUAAGGAACCUGGAGUGGAGGCUACGCAAUUAGAAUUGAAGACAAGGCAUAAAAGAAAAAGGGGAGGUGAUUGAUGCAAAAGAGAAAUCUGUUGAGUUGAUUGAUCUUAAAAAUAGCGAAGAUGUGAACAUUGAUAAAGUGAGGGCUUCUCAUGAGGUACAGAAAAGGCUAUAUGACUAUGCUAAGGGUGAGGACCUAAUGUCACUCCGUUUAUGACGCUGGCUGAUCAAUUUGGCCAAUUUUCUGCUGAUGUGAAAUUAAUCAAUGAAGUUGGAGCCUCUGGUGUUUGUGGCUAUGUACAGAUUAUGGGUGCUCGUCUUGUGUCAAUAGGUCGGACACAAGAGCUUGCUUUGGAAAACAAAAAUAAGAUUGCUAUUUCUGUAGAGGAGCUUGUUAUGGCUUUGAAGGAAAAAGAGAAGGAAGUUAGCGAGUUAACUUCUUCUUUGAAGACUAAGGGUCAGCAACAUGACUUGGAAGAUAAUGUUAGGGAUUUGAGAUCAAAGAAGGAGAAGUUUGAAGCUCAGAUUAAGGAGCUGGAGACCAAGGUGUAUGACACAUUUGCUCAAGGGUUUGAUCGAGCUGUUGAUCAGGUCAACACAUGUUUCCAGGGACAGAUGUUGAGAAGCUAGAUGUGACUAAGAUUAUUCUAAAUGGAAGACUUGUGGAUGACGAUGUUAUGGGCAAGGAUGAGGGUGAAAGCUCUGGUGGAGGCCACAAGAAGAAUUAAUGCUAUGUUUAUAGUAUGUUUGAAUUUUGGAAUUUUGAACCUUUAUAUUGUAGUCGGCUUUGUUUAUUAGUUUGUUUUGUUAUAUGAACUGAGUUCGAGUAUGAAGCUUGGCUAGUAUGCUAGGUUGUUAUAACAGUUUGACGUAUUUAGUUUGAUAAUUUGUCCCAACUUUGCUUUGACAUUGGUUUGUAGUAGUAUAU
Molecule: messenger RNA, 1169 nt
Organism: Arachis ipaensis
Lineage: Eukaryota; Viridiplantae; Streptophyta; Magnoliopsida; Fabales; Fabaceae
Source: RefSeq, a predicted model, not a curated record